This is a messenger RNA of Macrosteles quadrilineatus (aster leafhopper), 505 nucleotides long. Its product is annotated as ejaculatory bulb-specific protein 3-like. The transcript has 3 exons. NCBI's taxonomy places the organism in Eukaryota, Metazoa, Arthropoda, Insecta, Hemiptera, Cicadellidae. The coding region runs from base 65 to 448 and encodes 127 amino acids. The record is from RefSeq and is a predicted model, not a curated record.
GCUGGGGGGUAUAAGACCAGGACGAUCAGCUGUCUGGGCAGUGCAAGAGUUCUCUGUUGCCAAGAUGCGUUUCGUCCUGUUUCUUGCCGCUGUCCUGGCGGUCACCAUCGCCUACCCUGAGGAGAAAUACACGACCAAGUACGACAAUGUCGAUCUGGACGACAUCCUCAACAACGAGCGACUGCUGAAGAAGGCGUUCAGUUGCCUGAUGGACGAAUCAGGCUGCACCCCGGACAUCGCUGAGCUCAAGAAGGCACUUCCCGACGCACUUCAGACUGACUGCGCCAAGUGCUCGGACAAGCAGAAGGCCGGUGCCAAGAAGGUGCUCAAGUUCAUCUACGAGAAGAAGCCAGACCACUUCGCCAAGCUGGAGAAGAAGUACGACCCUGAGGGUAUCUACCGUAACAAGUACAAGAGUCUGGCGGAGGCUGAGGGUGUCAAGGUGUAAACUGUUGUUGCUUAAUGUAAAUACUCAAUUUCCUCAAUAAAGUGUUGUUGUUUGAAA